Messenger RNA from Scutellospora calospora, 436 nucleotides. NCBI's taxonomy places the organism in Eukaryota, Fungi, Glomeromycota, Glomeromycetes, Diversisporales, Gigasporaceae. The record is from the annotation of a GenBank genome assembly.
AUGGCAAGCACAUCGAAUGUCAAGAAAUCAUCCACUCAACGUAGUUCGCAGAGCUCGAAUUACAAUGACCAUCAAUCACAACCACGUCAAAUUUUACCAAUGUCGCGACAAUCGACUCAGAACAGAGCAUAUUCACAGGCUCUCCAGCCUCAAGUAAUUGUUCCGACACAAUAUGAUGAUAUUACGUCAAAUAGCGUGCCUUCGUCAAAAGAUUUGACGUCGUCAAUGCAUUUCUUUCAUGAUUAUGGAAAUUAUCAAACAAGUUAUUUCGGCCCAGUUCAGCCUUAUUCAACUUGCUUCAAUAGUUUACAUCAUCAGAUUCAUCCGCGAACCUCACAAAUGGAUCAAAUGUUAGCCUCUAUUUUUUGCAACGAAUGUCUUAAUAAUGUUCGAAAUGCUUCGAUUACCUCUGAUGCGAAUAUUUUACAAACUAUUU